Strongyloides ratti is the source of this 249-nucleotide messenger RNA. RefSeq lists its product as hypothetical. The transcript is spliced from 2 exons. The coding region runs from base 1 to 249 and encodes 82 amino acids. Lineage: Eukaryota; Metazoa; Nematoda; Chromadorea; Rhabditida; Strongyloididae. The record is from RefSeq and is a predicted model, not a curated record.
AUGGCAUCAUUAGACCAGAUUGUUUUGACAGUUGAUAAGUCUUUUGCAGAAUUAACACAAGAUAUUAGCAGAUUAAUAAAAGUUCUCACAAUUUGUAUUCCAUUUAUAAUUAUUUUUCUUGGUUUAUUAUUUUUAACUUUGGUCGCAGUUCUUUUUAUAUCAUUCUAUUUACAAUGUAUGAAUUAUAAGAAUAGGACUAUAGAAUAUAAUUCUGAACUUGGAUUAAAUGAUCCUUUAUUUAAAAAAUAG